AUGGCCUUUCGCCAGCACCACCGCCCGCAGCAGUCGCGCCAGCUAUCCUACCAUGAGCCUGAACAGCCAGCUCCUCUCGAGACCGCCCCCUCUCCGCAGCGCAAGCGGCCCCUAGAGGACUCGGAGGAAUGGGUCCUUUUCUCCCCCACCGCCCCUUCGACUACCGCGCGUACACAAACUACUUCGACCGAACGAACACCUCGCACCCUUGGCCUGUCCCGCUUCAGUGACUUUGGCUCUCUCGACACUGCGGCUCGCUCCGACCAAGAUGACGACAACUUCACAUGCCAGGGCACCGACUUGGAGGAGGAGGGCGAAUUAGAUAGUCUGGAUGAUGGGUUACACGCCUUUCAUGAGCCGUCGGAAUAUAGCGCCCCGUCGAGGAGGUUGAUACAAAGCGGAGAGACGGUGUUGCCCACUCACGAUGGCCUCGGUACAUUCCAGGCAGAUGGGUCUACUAUCCAGGAGCAGUUAUGGCAAUUUGAGCGAUCGAGUCCACGGAGGCGGGCACAUCAGCGGCGGAGAUCGAGUGUUCAGAGGAGGCUGGACGCGUUAGAGGAGACCGAGGAGCUCGAUCAUGAAGAUAACCGGAGACUGAGGAUCGAGAAAUGGAGGUUAGAACAAAGUAAGGCUCUAUUGGAAGAAAUCGAGAGGGAGACACGUCGGCGGAGGAGGAUGAGCUUGGUGAGUGCCGCUAGGAGGGCACAGCAAGAAGUUCAGCAUUCGUCCGAAGACAACACGGAAAAUCUCUCUUUCCUGCAACGUUUUACGAGGCGAAUCAUCCACGAUCUGAUGGGCAUCGACGAAAACAUUCUCUCUGUCAUUUUUGGGGAAUCCUUGCCCCUGGAGGCCACCCCUGAAUCAGCUUCUAUUCCAGACACUAAGAGUGUCACGGAGACUGUGCUUGCGGAUAUCCAAGAUACUCCAUUCUCUGGGGACCCAUGGGAACAUCGGCUCCUAGAGCGAAUAGCCCGCGAGCUCGGCGUCCUCGUCCACCAGCUCUCAGAGCAUCCAGGCGCAUUCAGCACCUACCUCCGCACCCAAGAAACCCCCUCAUACGCCGGCCUCUCCCUCCCACCUCUUCAAACCGCAAACCUUGAAAACUCUCCACUCACAACAACUCAAUCCUCCAUACCCUCACCCACAGCCGCCAUCUUCGCCCCCACUCUCCAAAAGCAAACCACCUACAGCGACGCCUCCCUCUGGGGAAUCGAAGAGGAAGAAGAGACCGACCUCCUCGAGUCCUUCCGCCAACACCAACGCCCCACUUCUACCACCGCCGAAGACCUCGUCCGCACCCAGCAGGACCGCGAGUACUGGGAGCGCGAGCUGGAUGUCAAAAUGGUCUUCAACUACCUCACCACCCGCUUUUCUUCCCGCCCCUCCAUUCCCACCCGCCGCGCCCCUUUAGGCCCACGCAGUAGCUCCGCCCCAGCAGACCCGGCGGGCAUGGCGUCCGAACUCGUCUCCGCGCGUCGGGCUGCCUUGAUCCGCCAGCACCACCCCCUCGUCUCUCGGGCUGCCGCGUCCCAGCAGUCGGGGAACAGGCGAAGGGAUCUGCUACACCGGCAUCACUACCUCCAUAGCCAUACGCCGGCGGCGCCGAGUCUGGCGCUGCGCAACCCGGUGCUGCGGAGUGCGAGCGGGAAUCAGCGGACUGGGAGCAGUUGCGCGAGCCAGAGCACGAAGAAGAGCAAACGGAGUGGCGGGAGUGGACGGAACCGGAAUUUCUGGGAUAUGAGCGGGAGCGUGGGGAGUGGGAGUGUGGUGUAUGGCGAGGCGUGA
Messenger RNA from Mytilinidion resinicola, 1785 nucleotides. RefSeq lists its product as uncharacterized. The coding region runs from base 1 to 1785 and encodes 594 amino acids. Lineage: Eukaryota; Fungi; Ascomycota; Dothideomycetes; Mytilinidiales; Mytilinidiaceae. The transcript has 2 exons. The record is from RefSeq and is a predicted model, not a curated record.